Molecule: messenger RNA, 552 nt
Organism: Gordionus sp. m RMFG-2023
Lineage: Eukaryota; Metazoa; Nematomorpha; Gordioida; Chordodea; Parachordodidae
Product: FACT complex subunit Ssrp1-like
Exons: 6
Coding region: 1-552 (183 amino acids)
Biological process (GO): regulation of chromatin organization
Cellular component (GO): nucleus; FACT complex
Molecular function (GO): histone binding; DNA binding; nucleosome binding
Source: RefSeq, a predicted model, not a curated record
AUGUACAAUCAUAACGGCAGUAGUUCCUGCAUAAGCUGUUCUUACAAAGCAGUCGCUGGUUACCUUUAUCCGCUAGAGCGCUGUUUUGUGUUCGUUCACAAGCCCCCUCUGGCUAUUAGAUUCGACGAAGUUGCUUCGGUCAAUUUCGCUAGAUCAUCGGGGAUGACAACUAAGACAUUUGAUUUCGAGAUCGCCACCAAGUCUGGAACUGAUCAUGUGUUCAGCAAUAUUGCUAAAGAAGAGUAUUCGAGUCUUUACGAUUUCAUCAAGACUAAGAAUUUGAUCGUCCGAAACGUUGGUGGAAAAUUAUCUUCCUCCGACAAAGUUGCUCAAGAGAACGAUUUUGACGAUGACGAUGAACCAGACGAUCCUUACUUGAACCGAGUCAAAGCCGAAGCUGACCAAGAAGAUGAAGAAUCUCAAGAUGAAAAUUUCGUUCCUACUGAGGAUAAUGAAGAUGUGGAUGAGGAACUAGAUCUUCCAUGUAUAAGAUUUCCCAUAGCAUCCCUUGGCGUAUAUCUUCACAAAGGGCCCAUUGCACUAAAUCCUUGA